Molecule: messenger RNA, 276 nt
Organism: Parnassius apollo (apollo)
Lineage: Eukaryota; Metazoa; Arthropoda; Insecta; Lepidoptera; Papilionidae
Source: the annotation of a GenBank genome assembly
AUGCAUCGACUUUUAGCUGACCUUGAGCCAUCUAUAACCGUCACCGGGCAAAACCUAGCAGACCUAGUUCGGUAUAUCUUGCGCUCAAAAAUAUAUGAUGUCGCCGAACACAAACGUCUACGACGUGAGGCUGUUCCCUCAUCGGAUGAAAAUGCUACAGCUGAAGAUGCGGCGCCACAAUUUGCAGAGCACCACACAAACGUGGAUGCCGCCGUGAAUGCCCCAGUUGUAAUUGAUUCAAACGAUGAUGGAACAGUCUCCCAGAAACUGGAAUGA